Molecule: messenger RNA, 10644 nt
Organism: Cladocopium goreaui
Lineage: Eukaryota; Dinophyceae; Suessiales; Symbiodiniaceae
Source: the annotation of a GenBank genome assembly
AUGACCGUGGCGGAGAUAGUAGAGGUAGCUGGAGCAGAAUGGAACUACACCAUGGUCUUUCGAGGUUCUGAAUUCAUUGUGACCACGAAUUGCUUCACUGCGCAGAGAGAUUUGCCGCCGGCGCUCUACUGGGGACAGAUAGACCCUGUGUCUCCUCGGGAGGAGCUUCCGCUCUGCAUGAUUGCUUUUACGUGGCUUCAAGCUUCGUCGGUGUCUUAUUCCACAACAGGAGGUUUCGCUCGUGAUGUGACCAUCAGAGUGACUGCCCUCAGAGGCGACAGCUUCAGCCGGUUGCCUUCGGUGCAGUUUUCGCUGUUGAAUUUGGUGUCCCUAGCUGUGUUGUUGUCCAUCCCCCCAGCCUUCACCGGUCUCUUGGCGCGCAGUGGUCUGGGGCCGCUGUCCAAGAUCUAUCGGCAAGCGACUCAGGAGAAAUUCGACAUGCCCAUGCAGCUGGCCACUGCUGGGUUGAAUUCCAUUGCCAAUGUCGCGACCUUUGGAAGUUUGGCCAGCUCCACUUUGUCCAAGGAGGAACUAAAGGUUUGUUUGAGGGAUGCCAUGGCCACCUCAACAAAGAACUUGGAGGAAAGAGACCUGGACCGCUUGACCAAUUUCAUUUUUGCACCUUGCCUUGGGGUUCCCCACGAUGUUGCGCUUUUUUGCGCUUCUUUGCGCGACGUGCAAUGGCUGGUGGUUCGAGACGAACCGGACUGGCCCUACAACUCCACCAACUUGGUGGGAUCAGGUGGGCGAUGCUUUUCCGAGGAGCAGAGCUACCUAAGACGGAUGGCGGGUCUGAUCAUGGCACUCAUCUGGGUGCUGAGGAGGACAUUGAAGGUGGUCGGAACCGUCUUCUUCCACGCUCAGAAGCUGGUUGGGAUGGCGCCAGAGGCAGCAGACGUCACCUUCAUAGGACCUGGCACGGGCACGGUGCCUGAGACAUCAGCUUUGCGGAGCUUCAAGCGCACAGGUGAGCAACCGAAACUGGUAGUGGUACGGCGUGGGAAUGCCACUGCAGUUUUUGGACUGGGAGGCGAUUCACAGAGCAUUCGAACCCAUGGUCUCUACGUCCCUGUGGAGCCAGACACCAUCCGAGGCGAUCAACAACUUGUGGAGCGGUUGAAGCGAUCCGACAGAGUUCAUUUAUGUCGCAACGCUGCUUGCACUGAAGAAGGGGGGGAACACUUCCUAGAGUAUGGCGUCGUUUGCAAGUUCAACCCGGAGCGUUUCCAGUCUGCACAGGCUCAUCAGGGCGCAGUGGAUGCCGGACGAACUCUGUGGAGCUGGUUACAACCACCCAAGGUUGGAAUGGGUGUGAAUCGCUUGGUGAACAAGGUGAAGGAGUACGCUUCUGAGUCUGAAGCUGAGGACUCAAUGCCAUGCGCUGCUGGGAGAAUCCGCUGGAAUGGAACGAAUGGGAUCGAAUGUUUAGCACCUAGUCGAUGUACAGAUGAGGGGCACACGGAGGCUGAAGAGGGCGACGAUGGCUAUGAGGAGGACGAGGACAACGGCCCCCCCACAGCGCAGACGUUGUUGCGGGAGCCUUGCCAAGAUUGGCAUGCUGGAUUCGCCUGGAACCGAUCUUGGGAGCUGGAGAAGUUCAUGGAGAGGUAUGCCAUGAGACGAGAUGAGGGAGUGAGGGAGGAUCAGGUGAGAUUGAAGAUGUGCCAGGAGCAUUUGAUGUCAACAGGAGAGCUGCUCGCAGAACUUAUCAAAGAAGGUGAGGAGGAACAGAGCCGAGGACAGAGAGGAUUGACCCGGUUUCUCAACUGCUGGAGGCGAGCCAUUGAGCAGGAGACCAAAGGGAGGAGCCAGCGUUCUGAUUCCGACUGGAGUGUGGUGAUGGGAAAGGCUGAGACCCCCUUGACGAGCCCUGAGCAGGUCUCUUACCCCCCGGUCCCUGCUUCACUAAAAAGACCCGAGGCUGUUGAGAAACCCCCGACUCAGAAGAGCCCAACUGUCAAGGUCGAAGGUACACCAGGCGGCAGUUCGACAUCGGCACAAUCCCCAUCCAUGCCAGGAGGAGAACCUCGAGAAGUACGUGUGGCCCCACCUGGUCUCUACAAGAAUGACCGCAAGGCCGGAACCGGAGAAACUGCUGAACCCAUGGAGAACAUCGCCAGGGCAAUUCAGAGUCAGACGGCGGAACUGGCUACGCUGGUGCGACGCCAAGCUGAAGGAGGUGGAGCCCAACCAGCUGGGACCAUUCGAGGCUUGAAUCGACAAUCGGAGGAGCUGGUAUUCCUCAUGAGAGCCUGCGGACAGUACAGCGUCCAGGUAGGGGCUGGAGAACAUGGACAGGCAUUGGCCAACAGUCUUUUAGCAGCCCAGGUUGGAGCUUCGACCAAAUUGCGAGCAGCUGGGUUCCGUCAGCGUAUGACAACACGCUUGGCGGUGGGAUUGGCUGGACCGUACUGGGGUUCAAACGAGAAGCAUGCGCUUUCGGCAUCCGACUUCCUCAGCUUCACCGAUGCGGAGUUGGACCAGUUUGCAUCUGAGAACAAGGUGGCAAAGGGGGCGAGCGAUCAGAGGCCUCCCCCUCCGAGCCGGUUUGAUGAAUGGGUUGCGAGAGUGAGGAGGCAGACCGAUGUUUGGUGCCUGGUCUAUGGAGAGGAAUGGAGAACGGUCAGGACUUCGGCUGUGGAUCUACUCUCCCAAUGGCACCUGGCCUAUCCCCACAGAUGGCCCCUGCACAUUAUCAUGGACCUCUGGGAGGAGUUGUCAUGGCGAUUGAUGGAGGACUUCAAGGAGAUCUUGAGGAAACUGAAGAAGGAGGUUGGACGCGAAACCAUGACGUUGAAUGAGCUCCGCUUUCAUGCUCUGCUGCCCGGCCCUGACGGUCAGGCGUGGCUACAGAUGCCAUCCACCUUUGAUUUGGAGAGGCCGGACUCAUGGUUCCAAACGGAGGUGAUCCCAAGGAUCGAAAGGAAGCAGGAGAGGUUGCUCUGGAACUUGACGUGGCAGAACGGAGCUCGACGGGAACGACCUCAAGGACAGAGUCCCCCCACGGCAGGAGGAGGAGAUACCGACAAGCCUACGUUGAAAAGCCUGUGGGGCCCGAAGCUGACGAGCGAGGAGGUUAAUAGAGCCAAAGAUCGGGCCCCCUUGGACAAGCACGGCAACCUCUUGUGUUGGGGAAACCUAUGCCAUGUAGGCUGCACCACAACAAACUGUCAGAGGUCGCAUGAUGGAUUGAGAGGCACCUUCGAGAGCUUAGACCCGUGUGUCCAGAUGCAAAUGUUGAAGAGAGGGGGCCUGAAGCGCAUGAAGAUUGAAACCAAGGACAGCGUCAACCACAAGAUCAAGGACAUCAGACAGAGAGUUGAGAAGGACCGCCAGGACAAAAUCCAGGAGUUCAAGGUCGACUACACGAGCCAGGAAGACAUGAAGGAUUUGGUUGCGGGACCCAACCUGAAAUGGGAGAAUGACGCCUAUCAGCCUGCCGUGCAGCAUGGAGGUCGAGGAGGUGAAAGCGCACCACAAGAGGCCAGGAGGUUGGUUCAGGAGGCUGAGAACCUGGGCAAGUCAGAGACACUGAAGCGCCUCGAGGGUGCUUCCGACGACCUCUACGCUUGGGCAGCGGCAAGAGUGGCACGUGACCCGGCUGUGGACUCCAACACCCUGUUGUCCGAGAUGGCAACCUACGGCCUUGGAGAAGUGGCAAAGGAGGCAGCAGAUUUGUUGGAGCAACAACCGGACUUGAAGGCUGGUUCAGCACGGAUGUGCAUAGGAGACAUGAGAUGGGCAGAUGGCUGCCCUGGACAAGGCACCAUGACACUGGACGGUGAAGCCUGGGAGGUAUGGGACUUCAAGGAGGAGAUUUGGAUGACGGAUGAGUUGGCAUCACUUCUCAAGGUCCCGGAGCCCGUGAUUGAGAAAAGGCAAUGCGUGACCUUGGCAGUGGCAGCUGGAAUCGUGUGGGCAGAAAAGGGGCAGAAGCCAGAGGCUCAGGAGGUUCAAAGGAGGGCACAGGACUACAGGUUAGAGCAGACAAGAUUGGCGGUGGAGGCAGCCCAAACAUUGGGAGAUCCUGACGAGGUCGUGACGGCAGUGGAGCAUGAGAUGCGGGUCUAUGUUCAUGACCUCACCACCGCGCACCACGAGAAAGACUUCAGGAGCCUGGCUGUCUUCCCCAUCAACGACCUACAGGAUGUCAAGGUGGUGGUGCUGAGAACCGACUACAGAGGAGGAGUGAUUGUCGAGAGUGUGGUGGGGCCCCACUGGAAGCCGGGAGGAACUAUGGUAUGGGUCCUUAUCCACAAAGGCCACAUGACACUCAUCCGCCCACCAUCGGAGGCAGUCGCAAAUCGGUUGAUCGAAGAGGAGGAGCACACUACCACACCGGCAUUUGGGUUCACCUUCUUCUGGCAUAGCAGGCAUGAUCAAACCCCAACUUCACCGGGAAAAACUCACUGCAGGCUGUGCCGAACAACUCGGAAGGCGGGGACGUGGACGGAUUGUUACAGGCAAUUCAGCUGCCUCGCUUCAAUGGCUUCUGUCGCAGGCACCAAUGAGGAGACCCAAAUCCUUCGAGGUGUGCGAGCUGCUGGAGGACCUCAUCAGAAGCAUGACCUGGUCAUGCAAGAAGUCUUUGCAGGGUCGGGCAGGAUCACAACCAAAUGGAGCGAGACAGCCCCCGCGGAGGAGCCGAUUGAGGUCUUUGAGGAGCCCCACAAGAAGAGAGGAUACAGGCAGGACCAUGACCUACUGUUGGAGGCCAACCGCAACAAGCUCCGCGAGAAAGCCCGGAAGGGGCCUGCAAAUGUGUGGUGGCUGGCAGCUCCUUGUACCAGCUUUUGCGACUGGCAGCUGCAGAACCAAGGAAGCCGAACGUUUCAGGAGCCGGAAGGAGGAGGAGAUGGACCGCAACAACAACGGGAACUGGACGGGAACAGUUUGUCAACCUUGACGGCUGAGAUUUUUGAGGACUUGCUCGAUGAAGGUGCUUUUCCUGUUUGUGAAAGCUCUGCGUCCUCGGGGCGAUACCCGAAACAAUGGGACCUUCCGGCUUGGAAGAAGGUUUUGACGCGGCCCGACGUGGAGUACAUCGAGUUCCCAAUGUGUGCGUUUGGCCUUGGGCCUCCGGACUUAGAAGGGCACUACUACGUCCACCGAACCCGACUGGUAUUUCCCACUCACAGACCCCUGCGGGAAGCGCUCCGACGUGUGUGCCCAGGCAUUGGCCCCAAUCAUCAACAUGUGGGCUUGAAAGGUUGCCGUCCAGGACAUGAGGUUACCAGAUGCACUGAAGCUGGUCAAGAUGAUGAGGAAGAGGGAAGUCACCAGGGAGAAGGACGAGAUGUGGAAGAAGAGGAAGGGCACCCACAGCCACCGCAUACGAGAAAUCACGAGACUGAAAAAGAGGAGGAUGCCCCGUCGUCUGGCUACGACCCAGAGGAGCCCAUCGAGAACCCCAACGAGGCCGAAGGGAACGAUAAGGAAAACGAAGGCUUGGGAAGGGACCAAGCUGAGGAGGGGAGCAUGGCCUCAGAGCAAGGUGAGGAAGAGCACGAGGAGGAUGACGUGGUUGUCUCUGUCCCAGUUCAGGAGGAUGAGGUGAUCGUCAACGUGUCGCCAGCCAACACUCAGGUGAGCUGGGACCCCGAGGAUGUGGACGAGGACGAGAACCAGACCAAACGGAGACGACUUGAAGCCGACAUUGACGCCAAUUGGGAGUUGGCACGCCCGAAGGAGAUUCCGGAGAUGUCAGAAGGGGAAUUGGAUGAGUUCAUGGAGCUGCUGACGGCGGUCACCCCUCCUGACAAAGCAGUACGAGCAGGAAGACCUGGAGGCUCUUCGGAUUUCGAGCCUGACGAUGAGAACUCGUUGGACGCAUGGCAUUAUGACCCGAGGAAGGGAAGGCUCACGAGAAUUCACAACGAGCUUCGAAGGAGGCUGUAUGUUCCCGGAGAUGCUGGACGCCCGGUAUAUCUCAGUAGCUUGAGGAGCUCCAGACGGACAUACCUGAAGAAUGAGAGGGGUGUCCGUGUCGUCAUUGAUGACCACUGGAGGGCAGCUGGAAAAAUCGAGAUUGGGUAUGGUUGGUGGACAGGCAGAACGAUCUUUACCGUCAAAGGUCAUCGCACUGUCGGGGAGGAGGACCGCUUUGAGUACCGACCCACAGAUGAUGAGGAGGACCUGGGCGAACCAUCAGAGGAAGAGAGCCCGAGGAGAUCGAGCCCGAGGACCAAGAUGACCCGGUCAAGAUCCAAAGGAGGAGCAGGCACAUCGGCCAACAGCGCAGGGCAUGGCCGGUCAGCAGGAUCCACAGAGGAAAUUUACAAGGCACCGACCGAAGGGGCGUAUGAGGCAGCGGAGAACUAUGUCAAGUACGUUGAGGAGGAGUUCGGCAACACACCUCAACGGUGGAUCGAGCUCGUGAACAAAGGCAAUUAUCUUUUGAGAGAAGCAGGCAGCGUCGAGAGGGCAGCGGAGAGUUUGUGGCAGGUGAGAGAACACCACGACCUGAUGAAUCUCAAGGGAGUUGAGUGCGAAGGAUUGCGUGAUCUACUUCAUCCUGAUCUGCUGGCCUACCUGAGGAGCGUGCGGCACUUUGGAAUGGAAGCCAGAUAUGUUGGCCCGAGACAGCGGGUCAAGGCCAAGCUGCACCCCAAUGCCAGACGCAACUUGGAGCAGGUCUACAAGCAGAUAUCGAAGGACGUCAAGAAGCACAGAGCACUGGUGGUUGACGGCAAUCUUGAGGAGUUGGCGGGCACGGUAUCAUCUCCCUUCGAGACGGUGGACAAGCAGAUGCCAGACCGGUCUAUCUCCAGUGAGAAGAGACUGGUGCACGAUCAAAGGACGGUGAACUGUGGGACGUCGAAGUUCUGGCAUCCACCGGCUCUGCAGCCAGCCCACAGCCAGAUCGCCCAGAGGAUCUUGUGGAUGAAGAGCAGAUGCCCGGGAAUCCCGAUCCUCCUGGCGAAGAAAGACAUCGCUGGUGCAUUCAGGCUUCUAUGGUUGAGACCAGCAGACGUGGGUUUGUUUGCUGGGGACAUUCCGUGGCAGCCGGAGAAAACAUUUGAGGAGACAUACACGGGCCCGAGCCCAUGCACGGGGGACAUCACGAUCCUCUAUUUGGUGUCCAGCUUUGGCUUCAGUGGCUCGCCAGGAGAAUGGAGCAUGUGGGGCAGGGCAACUGAAGAGUUUCAUCGGGCACAUCGACCCCUACAGCCGAGGAGGGACUUGAGCACGGGCUUCGAUGCGAAGGUCUUGGUGGACGACUGCAUAUUGGUGGAGCCCUGGGUUGGUCUUCGUCCUUGGGUGAGCGCGGAAGUUUUUGAGCAAGGGGUCGUGCAGUUGCUGGGUGACAAGGCGGUCAACCAGGAGAAGGACGAGAUUGAGGGAGCCUACAAAACCGCACAGACGGUGUGGGGUGUCAUCAUGCAGACCGACACUGAGAAGGCUCUGUUGCCGGAGAAGAGGAUCCAGAAGGGUGCAGAGUUGCUGACCGGAAGUGGGUUCGAUCACGGCAGCAAGACGCUGACUUUGAAGCAGCUUCAGCAAUUCAGAGGAAUUAUGACUGGAUGGUCUGCUAUCAUCCAGGGCUUGGCCAACGAGCUCAAGGCGGCUGACAAGUUUCUAGCUGGCAAGGAUGGAGGGGCUUGUAUCAAGGUGAACUACAAAGGAGAUGGCUCUCGAGAAUGGGAGGAGAGAACCGCAUGGGACGAUCUGUGGGAACUCUUCGAAGUCUGUCGUUGGCUCAGUGCCAGAUCAGAGAGAUGGGAUGACAUCUUCACUACAAGCAUGAGGGCCAUGCUGACACCCUUGGAUCGCCUGGUUUUGCCUGGGGAGUGGGAUGCCGUGAUCUUCGUGUCCUCUGAUGCAACCCCCACGGUCAUGGGAGCCAUCGAUUGGAAGAACAGAACCACGUUUCGGGAGACGGUGGAGAACAUGCAACCCUGGGUCAGGCGAGCCCUCACCGAUGAGGAGCAGGCAGAGGAGGAAGGGAGCUUGGUGAUUCACCUCAGUGAGAUGCUGUCAUUUGUGGCAUUUGCAUGUGCUAUGGGACCCAAGUGGCAGGGCAAGGUCAUCAUCUACGGGGGGGACAACACGGUGGUCCGGAAUUGGCUCAAAGGACGCAACAGCAGGGUCAGAGGAGGACGUCUGUUGAUCCGUGUCGUCAACUCGGUGGAGAUGAGAUGGGGCUGUCAGAUAUUGGCAGGAUGGUGGCGCACCUUUCACAAUGUGGAUGCGGACUUUGUCACGCGCUGCAGUGAGGAGCAGUUCGAGCACUUCGCCAAGGAGAAGGGCUUGGAAAUUGUCGAUGUGAAGGCAGCGGUUUUCCAGGCGCUCGAGGACUCCGAGAAGUUCGGCCUCACGUUCAUGCAUCAGGCCGACGAGAGUGACAGGCAGUGGCUGUUACAAUUGAAAGAGAGAAGGGUGAAGAGGCAGAUUCAGAGCGACUUCGGCACCCCAUGGGGUUGUGUGAAGGUCAUCGAAUGGACCCCUUUGGGCAGGCGAGUCAAGGACUUCAUCGACGCCGCAGGAGCACUGGGAGCUCGGCUGGAGGAUGAAGGGCAUGAUGGACCGAAGCUGGUAUGUGCCACACUGGGACUGGAUAUGCAAGGCAAGCAGAUGAGGAAGUUUCUGGCGGAGGUCAGCAGGUUGAACGCAUGGGUUGGCCUUGCGGAGGGACCCAGAAUGGUGGCAUGGGAGCUGGGAGAGCAGCUGUGUGAGAAGAGAGGCUGGGCUGGAGGCGUCAUUGAGUAUGUGACGACGGAGCAUGGUGAGGCAAUGGCGAGGAGGAGGAAAUGCUUGGUCGUCUUCCCCAAGGGCAAGCUGAUUGAAGGUUGGGAAGGUUUUUUCGUGAGAUCCUGCCAUCCAGUGGCAAUGCAGAGCGUCCUGAAGAGCAAGGAGUGGGACGACCGGGUCUGGCAGCAACCGGAGAUGUUGAUCCUGGAGAGUGGCAUACCGAGGGAAAGGAUGUUGCCUUGUCCGGUGGGCCAUUAUUACUGGGAAGAAGGAGGCGAGAGGUACACAUGCCAUGGCAUGGGAGGUCCCGCCCUGUGGCCCAAGUGGUCGGAGGAGACGAAGAGCUUCGCCGACCUCUAUGUGCACGACCGGAGGGGACCCCCUGGACAUGUGAGGAAACUUGAGGCCGAAGAGAUCUGGAUGCUGCAGGGUAGACAGCGCCACGACUUCAAGAGCUUGGCACAGGAGAUUGGAGAGUCCCGUGCGAUUGAGGAGGGCAGUCGAGCCACUGGUGGCCAGACAGCUGCAAAUCUGAUCGUAGGCGCGGGAGCCCUCGUGGGCAAGAUCAUCGAACAGGAAGCAUGCAAGGCAGGAGCCAGCCCCGAUGAUGUUGGAGCCGAUGCACUAGCUCAGAUCCUGAUCUGGUUGAGACGAUGGCGGAGAGGAGAGUUUGGGAAUCCUGCAGAGGGCAGGAAAGCUGGAGGCAGCAGUGAGGAGAUCAUCGUCUACAGGUGGGUUGAGGCUUGGUGGAUUGGAAUGCUGGAGCCAGAGGAGCAGAGUGAGGAGAGCGAUCGAAGAGCAGGCGGCAGACGAAAAACCACGCAGGAGGUGGCCGAGCACGUCGCCAAGAAGGUCGUGGAAGGCAUUGGUCUCCAGGUGAGACCCUUCAGUGGAGAAGUCGGGGAACGAGUUGAGGAGUGGCUCGAGGAGAACAUGACAGGCGACAAGAGCGUCGCCACGGAGAAGGCUUACGCAGGAGCUUGGGCCAAGUGGUGUGCAUGGGCAAAGAGGCAAGGAUGGCUAUCAGAGUACCUCAGUAAGCAUGAGGAGGCGGUCAACAGGGAGAACAAGCUGCUGGCCUACGUGGGGUACCUGGGAUGGUUGGGCUGCUCUGUCAACACCAUCCGUCAGGCAAUCUUCGCCAUCAAGACGGCACACAAGAGGAUUGGUGAGGGUGACAUCACAGAGGGCAUGCACAGAAUUUGGAUUCUGCUGGGGGGCCUCGAUCGACGCAACACCACCAGGAAGCCACGUCGGUUGGGAGUCACCCAAGAGAUGAUCAUAUGGUUGGGCAAUCACCUUGUGGCGCCGCUGGAGGACCAGGUCCACAACCCGACAUUUGCAGAUGCGGCGACAAUUUUUGCCGCAAUCACAACGGCUUGGUUCUACAUGCUCAGGGCGAAGGAGUAUGCGGAGUCGAACGGAGUUGACAUGGACAUGAUCGUCCGUGGCUGCGACAUCCGACUGGCAAAGCAGGGCAUUGCGGUGGAACAUGGUGAGGAGGAGGUCCACCUGCAGUUCAGGAAGACGAAGACAGAUCAGCUGGCUUUUGGGGACAACAAAACCUUGCAGGCCACAGGCGUUCCGUUUCUAUGCCCUGUCGAAGCACUGGGGAGAAUGAGGAGAACGUGGCCAGAUAGGUUCCGCCAAGGACACCCAGAAAGUCUGCUCCCUCUCUUUCGCUGGGCAUCUGGUGGGGUAGUCCGCCGGUUGGAGAUCCAGCACCUGUUGCAACGUGCUGCGGUGGCGGUUGGCCUUCCUGGAGACAGGUUCUUGAGCCACUCAUUGCGCAUAGGAGGCGCAACGGCGCUCUAUCAGGCGACCGCCGACAUCGAGCUUGUCAAGAGGCUGGGACGCUGGUCAUCGUCGGCUGUGCACAGAUAUUUGGCCGACGGUGGAGAAGUUUCGAAGGCAUCCGAACGGAUGGCAAAGGCCCGAGUCAACUAUGGAUGA